GCAGCCACACAAGAGAGAGUUCAUUCGAAAGGGAGCGGUUCUGCUCUCUUAGGAAUGUCGUUCAGUAACUUUUCAAGUUUUCUCACACUGUUGACAAUGUGAGAAGUAAGAUAUUGACGGGAAUUAAUUGCAAGCGGCGCCUCGUUUAAAUAUGUUCUUGUUGAGCUCAACUCAGCGCGUCCAUAUCGGUUUUGACAGCAGCAGCAGCAUAGACGCACACGAAUAAACUUUGCUUGGAAUAAUUCAGGCUAACAAGACCAGUUUUUCUUAUUUGUUUUCCAUCGGGGGAUAUGAUGACACAAACGUUCCUGCUGACUCGCCGGUCUGACAGCCCUGAAAGCUCUGUGGAGGGUUACAGAUAGCUGGAGAGGUUUGGGUUCCAGGCUAGCAGCCAAAAGUUCAUACAGCGGUUCAGCUAACUUCAAGAAGCGCAGUGUACAGUACAGUGGGUGCGGUGUUGAGCCGAGAAAGAAGCAAGCUGACAGAUCGAAGGGCUAUGGCCACCGCCGAUCCUCUUCCCCAGACACUGACGGGCUCAGCAGUAGCCCUGCACACAGCAUUCUGGAGGAGGAUAUUUCCUCGAAGAGAUCCCAGUGGCCCUGGGAAAAUGAAGACCAUUGGCCAUAGAGGCAUCGACCCAACAGGAGAGACCACCUAUAAAAAGACGCCGUCCUCAGCGCUGAGGGGUGCCAUCCAGCUGGGCAUUGCCCACACGGUGGGCAGCCUGACCCAGAAGCCGGAGAGGGACGUGCUCAUGCAGGACUUUGAGGUGGUGGAAAGCAUCAUCUUCCCCAGUGAAGGCACCAAUUUGACCCCUGCUCAUCACUACGUGGACUUCCGGUUUAAGACGUACGCCCCCAUCGCCUUUCGCUACUUCAGGGAUAUGUACGGCAUUCGCCCAGAUGACUACAUGUACUCCCUCUGUAACGAGCCCCUGAUUGAGCUGUCCAGCUCAGGAGCCAGUGGCUCCCUCUUCUACGUCUCCAGUGACGACGAGUUCAUCAUCAAAACCGUGCAGCAUAAGGAGGCAGAGUUCCUGCAGAAACUCCUGCCUGGAUACUUCCUGAACCUGAACCAGAACAAACGGACCCUCCUGCCCAAGUUCUACGGCCUGUACCUCAUCCAGGCGGCUGGCAAGAACAUCCGACUGGUGGUCAUGAACAACCUGCUGCCCCGGGCCGUGCCCAUGCACCUCAAGUUCGACCUGAAGGGCUCCACCUAUAAGCGUCAGGCGUCCUCGCGGGAGCGCGCCAAAUUCUCGCCCACCUUCAAGGACCUGGACUUCCGUCAGGACCUUCCCGAGGGGCUCCUAGUGGACCCAGAGCACUACAACGCCCUCUGCAAGACCAUCCAGAGAGACUGCCUGCUGCUGCAGAGCUUCAAGAUCAUGGACUACAGCCUGCUGGUGGGCAUCCACCGGGUGGAGCAGGGCAGGGGCGAGGAGGUGCCCGCGGCGGCGCCCGAACAGAAAAGGGCGCAGGGCCAGAAGCAGCUGUACUGCACGGCGCUGGAGGCCAUCCAGGGCGAGGCCAUGGGCGCGUGCGCAGACCAGGGACACAACCACAUGGGUGGCAUUCCUGCGCACUCCAAAGGGGAAAGGGUGCUACUCUUCAUUGGAAUCAUUGACAUUCUACAGUCGUACAGAUUCGUGAAGAAGCUGGAACAUUCUUGGAAGGCUCUCGUCCAUGACGGGGAUACGGUGUCGGUGCACAGGCCAGGUUUCUACGCCGACCGCUUCCAGAGGUUCAUGUGCAGCACGGUCUUUAAGAGGAUCCCACGAGAAUUGAAAACCUCACCCUCUAGGAGGAGCCGCGCCGGUCCGCAGAUCCUGCGGCGAGCCAACAUGGCGUCCACAGCCGGCCGCGGGCCCCCGAGCCAGUCCAACCCCAGCCAGCCGCCCCCACCAGCCCAGCCCCCUGACAAGGCCCAGAGCCAGGAGCCCCCGCAGGCCUCGGACCCCCAGACCCCGGACUCCAUGGCAGCCCCUUCAGGCAACCCCUUGGCCCCCAGCAAGGAGACUGACCGAGGCAGUGGCAUGCAGGCGGCCUGCCCAGACCUGCUCCUGAGGACCCCAGGCCAAGAUAACAUCACCAGCACCAGCUGUGCCGCCACCUCCGCUCCUCUCGCACUGGAGGAGAGUCUUGAGCCUCUCCAAGUUGUUUCUUUCCCAACCAGAGACUCGGCUGGUCAGAAACAGUCUGCAACUGUCCCUCUCCCUUUCUGUAUCUCUUGUAGAGUUGCAACAGGUUCCAAGAGAGCAAAGAACACCAUGGCAACGAAGGAUGUGUCCAACCUCCCUGUCCAAUCACUGGGCGAGGGUGAGCCAAGGGUCAGCUGAGGGUGUUCUGUGGUGUUCGACUCCCGGGUGGCGAGGAAUGAAAGAAUGACGCCAUGAUGUAUCCACCUUAUUCAGGAACAAGGAACUCUGAAAGGCUUUAACGGUUUCUCUCUAUGCGCCUCGACAGGGAAAGUGACAUUACCUGCCCGGAGGUCCCUACUCAAAGGAUUAUGUUUGACAGGGGCCAAAAUGCCAGUGUGGACUUUGAAACUGGUAUUCCAAACAGUCUGGAAAAAAACUUACGAUGGUGAAUAUUUGCAGUAUAAGGAAAUGCGAGGAGCAGUUUUUGGAUUAUUUUCCCCCAGAUACCAGAUUGAAAGGUCAGAGUAGUAACCGCAAGAGUGUCUGGUCUGUGCUGAAGAAAUGUCAUGGCGGAAUAGUGCCACUAGAGGGCAGCUUUGUGCAUUAGACCUUUUUAGUCUGUUACAUCUCGCUGUUAUGAAAUACUCCUAAUGCUGUUGUUGUCAAUAUUAUUUGUGUUGUUUUGUUAUUUGUUUGUUUUGAUGUUUGGUCUGCUGGGUAAAAUUGGAGUUUGACCUUCAAGCAAAUGUUUUACUCUUAGGCCCAUUCACACCAAAGAUUCCUGACGCGACGAGACAUACUGUAGUCGCAGUUGCAAGGUUUUAGAACGUCGCGGCACGUCUCGUCAUGAAUCUUUGGUCUGAACCCUACUUUAGAAAGAGAUUGAGGAGAGGUAGUUUUUAAGAAAAAGUGUGAAUUGUACGUUUCUGACCAACAUUAACCCUAUGAAAAGCCCUCCUGUUGUCGCCUCUGCAGCAUGUCAGCACAUUGAGACAGAACACCAUACCUGUCUGCAUCAUCAAAACCACAGUGUGACUUAAAAUCCAAACACAGGCUGUCUGUGAGCCUAAGAGAUAAGACAAGUCACACACUACAUCUCAGCAAAAAAAAAAGAAAAAAGAAAAAAAGAAAAAAGAAAAAAAGAGAGAUCCUGAUCUCACACUGCAGAUGUGCCGAGGGGUGGAAACUCUAAUGGACUUUCAUUGACGUCGCCGAAUAUGUUGCCAAAUCAAGUCUGCAGGGUAUUGACUCAAGUGGGGCUUUCCAUCCGCUGGACUGGGGCUUAUUGGAGUUUACAAGGCAGUCAUGAGAAAAAAAGUAUUUAUACAAAUGUGACAUUAUUGCAUGACCAGUCGUAUACGUUUGUAAUGUGAUCUUUAAUACAAUGGUGUACUUUUGAAAAUGCUGACUUUUUUUGACAAGGUAGCAAAAAGUCUGUUAAGACUUAACUAAAUAUUGUAAAGAGCUCUAUAAAUGAUAGAGUGUCAUACACCAAGGAACCUUUGGUAAUAAGCAAAAGCAUAAAUAAAUGCAUUAGCAUUUAAA
Sardina pilchardus (European sardine) is the source of this 3685-nucleotide messenger RNA. RefSeq names its product phosphatidylinositol 4-phosphate 5-kinase type-1 alpha-like. Gene Ontology annotation, biological process: phosphatidylinositol phosphate biosynthetic process. The transcript has 16 exons. NCBI's taxonomy places the organism in Eukaryota, Metazoa, Chordata, Actinopteri, Clupeiformes, Clupeidae. Bases 497 to 2338 code for a protein of 613 amino acids. The record is from RefSeq and is a predicted model, not a curated record. Gene Ontology annotation, molecular function: 1-phosphatidylinositol-4-phosphate 5-kinase activity. Gene Ontology annotation, cellular component: plasma membrane.